CAAGGCGAUAUGCAGCUCUCACAGUUUCUCUCCUGGAGUUUGCAGACAGAGAGACGACGAGAGAAACAGCCAGUUCAGAUGAAGAAAGAAAAGUUUGGAUAGACAACGGUGGAAGGAGAGAGACAGAGAGAGAAACGGGGUCAGAAAAAGAGAACACCUGGUUGAUCACGAGGAGAGAGAGAGACAGGUUAUUUAUUUUUUCAUUGAUACAUCUAUUAACCAGACAACAGAGUAAAGUUAGAGCCAGACCAGCUAAUCAGAGAGAGAGAGACCGGGGGAUCAGAGAGAGACUUGAGGUGAGACCAGCAUCAGUUCAGGAUGGACCCCCUGCUAAGUGGAUCCUGGGCUCUGCUUCUGGCCACCCUGCUACCCCUGCUCUGUGGGGUUUCCUGUGGACAGGACCAGGAGCUGAGAGAGACGGAUGCUGUGUGCUCAGAUGACAGCUGCUUGGUGGCCUACUUCCAGAGGAAGACCUUCCUGGAUGCGUGGCGAGCGUGUAAGAAGAGAGGUGGAACUCUGGCCACCAUUAAACACAGCAGAGAUGCCGCCGCCAUCUCCUCGCUCUUCUCGGCAAUUGACCUGCCACACUCGCGCUCUAAGGUGCAGGUCUGGAUCGGCCUGCAGCGCCACCCUCGCCAGUGCUCAUCCAGCCGCCUGCUCAGAGGGUUCUUCUGGACCACUGGAGACCAGGACACAGAGUUCACAAACUGGCUUGAGGCAGAGUCUCACGGGACAUGCUUGGUGUCUCGCUGUGUGGUCAUUGGCUACAACCGCCUCGACACCACAGAUAACUUCAAGUGGCUGGAAGGGGCAUGCUCAGUGAGCAUGGAUGGGUACCUGUGUCAGUACUCCUACCCAGGCAUGUGUUCGGCACUGUGGGAGGAGGGGGCAGGGCGCGCCCUCUACAGCACGCCGUUCAACUUGGUCAGCUCUCUGCUGAUUCACGUCCCCUCUGGAUCCAAUGCCACUGUUCCCUGCCCCAACAAUGAUGACCAGCAGUUGGUGAUGUGCGAGCAGAAGGAGGAUGGCUCAGUGGACUGGUCCAGACAGCCCCCACUGUGCCCAUCCCAUCAGGGCUGGUGUGGCGCGGAUAACGGUGGCUGCGAACAUUACUGCAGAUUGGCCGGGGGUCAUGUCUACUGCGAGUGUGCAGACAGGUAUCAGCUGGGAGAAGAUGGCCGAAGCUGUGAGCCAUCUGACCCCUGUAAGAGCGCCCCCUGUCAGGCAGAGUGCCUUCCGGUGGCUGACAGCUACCGCUGCACCUGUCCUGAGGGCUAUAUGCUCGCCCCAGACGAAGAGAGCUGCGUGGAUGUGGACGAGUGCCUGCAGAGUCCGUGUGAGCAGGUCUGCAUCAACACCGAGGGGUCGUUUCGCUGCGACUGUCGGGAUGGGUUCACACUGGACCAGGGCGUUGUCUGUGAGGAUGAAGAUGAGUGCAUGAAUGACCCAUGUGACCAUGAGUGCGAGAACACGGAGGGCUCUUACAUCUGUCACUGCCCACUCGGGUACUUUCCGGUCCCUGAGGACCCCAGCCGGUGUCAGGACAUUGAUGAGUGCCAGUACCCUGAGACCUGCCAGCAGAUGUGUGUCAACUAUGAGGGUUGGUUCGUGUGCUACUGCAAGGAGGGCUAUGAGCUGGGGACAGACCUGUACUCCUGCCAUAGGAGGGAUCAGGACGACCGACAGACCGCCGUCACCCCCUCCUUUCCCUGGGGGACCCACCAGCCCCAGUUGGACCCUAACUACAACUGGACCCAGCACAGGAUCAUCCAGUGGACCCCAGAGGACGAGGGCCCUUCUCUGGACUGGCUGACUGACCCACCUGCCAUCCAGGACUCUGAUGUCAUCAGGGUCACCAGCUCACCACUCGAUUCAGACCCCCAAACACCAGAGGACCAGGGUGAGGAGGAUCUGGAUGCUGGGGGGGCAUUUCUGUUGGAGUGGGGGGGGCGAUCAGUGUCCGAGCCAGUCACCACUGAGUCCGCCACCACUGAGUCUGCCACCACUGAGUCUGCCACCACUGAGUCUGCCACCACUGAGUCCGCCACCACCGAGCUCGCCACUGUGACAGAAUCAGAAGUCACACCAGACUCAUACGACAAUCUUGACGAGGAGGACGCCACCACGUUGGCCCCCCUUCUCUCCACCACCACCAUCUCUGGCGGGGCCUGGAACUGGUGGGUGGAGUCAACCACAAACCCCCAGGAAGACGGCCAUCCAGAUCAACCAAUCAGAGAGCAGGACACAUUUGCAGAUCCAGACAACCCUGAAGAGAAGGUGCAGAGUCCAGCUGGGGAAAACCCCAGACUCUUGCAAAAGGAGAUCACACACUCCCAAGACCCCACUGUUCUGACCCCGCUUAGCCCUGCCCAGACUCCCCCGAGCAACGGCGAGGGCGUUGGAACUCUUCAGGGUGGUGGCGAGGAUGGGGGUGAUCAUCGGGGCGAGGGCAAGGAUGGGGGCAGCAGGAGCGCUGUUGAUCCAGAGGGGGAGGAGGUGGGCCAGAAGGAGAGCAGUCUGUGGCUCCUGGUGGGGCUCCUGGUUCCUCUGAGCAUCUUUGUCGUGGUCAUGGUGGCACUGGGCAUCGUCUUCUGCACGCGCUGCUCCAUCCAACCACGAAACAAGGACGCCAGUGACUGCUACCACUGGAUCUCUGGAGCCCACGACAAACAGGGAGUUGCCCCCCCCUCGGGCGAGGUCAGGACCCUGGUAUAGAGCU
This is a messenger RNA of Cheilinus undulatus (humphead wrasse), 2719 nucleotides long. RefSeq names its product CD248 molecule, endosialin a (gene cd248a). Gene Ontology annotation, cellular component: external side of plasma membrane; extracellular matrix. Gene Ontology annotation, molecular function: calcium ion binding; extracellular matrix binding; extracellular matrix protein binding. Gene Ontology annotation, biological process: cell migration. The transcript is spliced from 2 exons. The coding region runs from base 319 to 2715 and encodes 798 amino acids. The record is from RefSeq and is a predicted model, not a curated record. NCBI's taxonomy places the organism in Eukaryota, Metazoa, Chordata, Actinopteri, Labriformes, Labridae.